Aspergillus wentii DTO 134E9 is the source of this 1691-nucleotide messenger RNA. RefSeq names its product glycosyltransferase family 4 protein. The transcript has a single exon. NCBI's taxonomy places the organism in Eukaryota, Fungi, Ascomycota, Eurotiomycetes, Eurotiales, Aspergillaceae. The record is from RefSeq and is a predicted model, not a curated record. Gene Ontology annotation, molecular function: glycosyltransferase activity. Bases 183 to 1658 code for a protein of 491 amino acids.
UGGGCGACGCGCUGGCCCACGUGCAACCACGACGCCUUCUCAGACGGAGGCACGAGAUUGUCUUCAACCACCAUCCCAUCUUGAAGCUUUUGUCCAAUUUUCGUCCUUCCUAUUAAUUCAAGGGUUGAGUCUCUUGCUCCCGCCAUCAUGAUUGUUUUCACGGGCGAUUCCGGCGCUGCGACAUGGCGUUUUCUACUUCCAACAUCAGCAACACCACGAUGAGACGGGAUCAAUUUCCCAGUGUCCUCAAAGGACGACGAGUGCUACUGGCGACUGAAUCACUGGGCCCUGUUAAUGGAGUCAGCCGUACGACUUUGAGUUUGGUCGAGUAUCUCCGUCGCAAUGGAGUCGAGUUGGUGAUUGUGGCACCGCAAUUUGAAGGCCUGCGACAGGGAAAGCAACAGAAGGCAAAUCCCCAAGAACUGCGUCUACCUGGCUAUCCACUGCCUUACAAUCCUGAUCUGACGGUGGUCUAUCCUUUCCACCUGGACGACGUUUACAAACGAACCUUUCAGCCCGACAUUGUCUACUUGGCCAGUCCGGCUUCUUUGGGCUUUCAAAUGCUCAUGCAGAUCCGGCAACUCACACGUCCUCCGGUGGUGCUUUUGAAUUUCCAGACGGAUCUAUCAUCCUACAGCGAAAUCAUUCUACCCGCGCCAUUAGACCAGUGUGCUAUCUGGCUACUCGGCGCAGUGCAGGGCUUUCUAUUCAGUCACCCAGCGGUACACACCAUCUUCUAUCCGUGCUCUGGCAUUCGAGGAUAUUUGGAAAAGGCAGGCGCACCGCUUGACAGACUUGUCAAGCUUGGAAGAGGUGUCGAUACUGCCCUAUUCCACCCAGCUCGCCGUGACGAAGCCUACCGGAGAAUGAUAGCUCCCAAUGGAGAAAUCAUCCUCAUCUGCGUGUGUCGUAUCGCUCCUGAGAAGGGAUUCGAGUUUCUGGCCCGAGUAGCAGCCAGACUAGUCGAGGAGAAAGUCCCAUUCAAACUUCUCAUCGUCGGGGGAAAUCGUAAUCCAGGUGUCGAAAGACAAGUCCAUCGUCUGUUCGAUGGCGUCAAAGACCAUGUCGUUUUCACCGGCUUUCUGACCGGUGCGCCUUUGGCUCGCGCUUAUGCUUCUGGGGAUCUGUUUCUGCACUGCUCUAUUACUGAAACGUUUGGUUUGGUGGUUCUUGAAGCGAUGGCUAGUGGGGUCCCUGUCAUUGCUCGCGAUCAAGGAGGACCGUCGGAUAUCGUGCGCGACCAGCAGACUGGGUAUCUAGUUCCACCGAAUGACCUCGAACUGUUCGUGAACUUGGUGCAGCGAGUGUCGUUAGACCCCAGGCUACAGUCUACAUUGGCCACGGCAGCUCGACAGUACGCAGACGAUACAACCUGGGAGAAGAUCAACCGGCGCGUAGCCUGGCAAAUCGCAGAUGCGUACGAGGAGCGAGCUCAAAGCCAGACAAGUCAGGAUGAAUCAUCUCUUCCAUAUCAGGCAGUCAAGGGCAUACUCCCGGUGGUCGAAAAAGUGCGACUUCUCUUUGCCCUCGCAUUUGUAUAUUUCAUGUGGACGAUCUCCGUGGUCCCAUUGAUCGUUCACGGAAAUCGAGUCGUACCGCGAGGAUUGGAGAUGAUCAAUAAUCUUUUGUCUUUUAUUCAGCAGCUUUGCUGUCAUUGAUGAAUUAUGCAGUUAUGUUAUCAGAUAUAUAUA